Messenger RNA from Otolemur garnettii (small-eared galago), 1716 nucleotides. RefSeq names its product immunoglobulin like domain containing receptor 1 (gene ILDR1). Gene Ontology annotation, molecular function: high-density lipoprotein particle receptor activity. The record is from RefSeq and is a predicted model, not a curated record. Gene Ontology annotation, cellular component: plasma membrane. Bases 46 to 1680 code for a protein of 544 amino acids. The transcript has 8 exons. Lineage: Eukaryota; Metazoa; Chordata; Mammalia; Primates; Galagidae.
GUGCCCCGACGCCUCUGAGCUGAAGGGGGCUAGAGAGGGGCGGGCAUGGGCUCCGAACUGCCCGCACCUUGGCUGCUGCUCUUCGCCUGGCUCCCUGCAGGGUGCCUGUCCUUGCUGGUGACAGUCCAGCACACAGAGCGCUAUGUCACCCUAUUUGCCUCUGUCGUCCUCAAAUGUGACUACACCACCUCUGCCCAGCUCCAGGAUGUGGUGGUGACCUGGCGCUUCAAGUCCUUCUGCAAAGACCCUAUCUUUGACUACUACUCUGCGUCAUACCAGGCAGCUUUAUCCCUGGGCCAGGACCCAUCCAAUGACUGCAAUGACAACCAGCGGGAAGUUCGCAUCGUGGCCCAGCGGCGGGGACAGAAUGAGCCAGUGCUGGGGGUGGAUUAUCGGCAGCGCAAAAUCACCAUCCAGAACCGGGCAGAUCUUGUGAUUAAUGAAGUGAUGUGGUGGGACCAUGGAGUGUAUUAUUGCACCAUUGAAGCUCCAGGGGACACCUCAGGAGACCCAGAUAAGGAGGUGAAACUCAUUGUCCUACACUGGCUCACAGUGAUCUUCAUCAUUCUGGGAGCCCUCCUCCUCCUCCUGCUGAUUGGUGUGUGCUGGUGUCAGUGCUGCCCUCAGUAUUGCUGCUGCCACCUCCGUUGCCCCUGCUGUCCUACCCGCUGCUGCUGCCCUAAGGAAGCCCUGGCCCGCCACCGCUACAUGAAGCAGGCUCGGGCCCUAGGUUCUCAGAUGAUGGAAAAACCCCUGUACUGGGGGGCGGACAGGAGCUCCCAGGUUUCAUCUUAUGCAUUGAACCCGCUGCUGCAGCGAGAUUUGUCCCUACGAUCCAGUCUCCCACAGAUGCCAGUGACUCAGACUACUACUCACCCUCCCAUCACCAAUGGUGUCCUGGAGUAUUUGGAGAAAGAGCUGCGGAACCUCAACCCAGCCCAGCCUCUGCCCCCUGACCUCAAAACCAGAUUGGGCCAUCCCUGCAGCAUGCUGUCCUCCCUGGGCUCUGAGGUUGUGGAACGCAGAAUAAUCCACCUGCCCCCACUGAUCAGAGACCUGCCAUUCUCAAGGACGACCAGCAACUCCUCACACCAGCAAUGGCUCACCUCAGAUCCCUCCAGACCCUGGGAUCUGAGGGAGGAGAGAAGGCAGCACCAUCACUCUGAUUUCCAGCAGGAGUUCCAGGAUCGUGGGCCAAAGCCCUGGGCAUUGGAGAGAAGAGCGCGGGACCGCCCAUGGAGUGGAAGGCACCAUAGCUCCAGGCUCAAUGGGUCAUCCAUACCCUGGUCAGACAGGGACAGCCUCAGUGAUGGCCCCUCAUCCAGUGAGCCUCGCUGGCAUCCCAGCCGCCCCCCUCUCAGGAGCCACUAUCAGCAGAGGCCCAGUAGGCCGAGCCCCCGGGAGAGCUCCCAAAGGCAUGGUAGACGCCGGCCCCGCAGCUACUCCCCUCCCCUGCCCUCAGGCCUCAGUUCUUGGAGCUCAGAGGAUGAGAAGGAGAGGCAGCCCCAGAGCUGGAGGACCCAUCACCGCCGUUCACACUCCCCGAACUGGCCGGAGGAGAAGCCGCCCAGCUAUCGCUCAAUGGAUGUCAUUCCAGGCAAGAAUGGCAGGAAAAAAGGGAGUGUGGAGAGGCGCUCGGAGAGAGACAGCUCCCAUAGUGGAAGGAGUGUGGUCAUUUAGUCACCAGGCACAGCACAGCAUCUACGACUAAUUCUC